AAUAGUGUAUUUUUCUUUGAAUUAAUUUAACAUAUAAUUUCAAAAAAAAAAUGCCUCUCUCCAAUAACUCUUCCGGCAAUCUCGUCGUGGCUGUUGCUCUCCUCUUUGCCGGCGCUCUAUAUAUCUGCUUCUCCUCACGUUUGAUCUCUGAUCCUGUCUCCGGCCUCCAACACAAUUUUAACAUUCUGAGAACGAUAAAGUUUCCAGUGGACGACCUAGAGGUGGCGCUGGACAGUGCAGCAAUAGGAAACAACAAGACGGUGAUUAUAACGAUGGUGAACAAAGCGUACGUGGAGGAGGUUGUAGGAGGGAGGACGAUGCUGGAUCUGUUCCUGGAGAGUUUCUGGGAAGGAGAGGGUACCAUGCCAUUGCUGGACCAUCUGAUGGUGGUUGCAGCGGAUCAGACGGCCUAUGAUCGCUGUCGUUUCAGGAGGCUCCAUUGCUACAAGAUGGAGACGGAGGGAAUUGACUUGGAGGGAGAGAAAGUAUAUAUGUCAGAUGAUUUCAUUGAGAUGAUGUGGAGGAGAACUCGAUUGCUCCUAGAAGUUCUCCGCCGUGGCUACCAUCUCCUUUUCACGGACACGGACGUGAUGUGGCUAAGGAACCCCUUCUCUCGGCUAAGCAACAACGGGACCUUGGAUAUGCAGAUAAGCGUGGACAGCGGCAUAGGAGGACACUUGAUAAACACUGGCUUCUACCACGUCCGUUCCAACAACAGGACCAUCUCUCUUUUCCAGAAAUGGUACGACAUGAGACUCAACUCGACAGGCAUGAAAGAACAAGACGUCCUCAAGAAUCUCCUCGACUCGGGUUUAUUCAACCAGCUUUGUCUCACCGUUGGCUUCCUCAACACCACACACUUCAGCGGUUUCUGCCAAGAUAGCCCUGACAUGGGUGCUGUCACCACCGUCCACGCCAACUGCUGCCGUCACAUCUCUGCCAAAGUCUUUGAUCUCACUCUUGUUCUUCACGACUGGAAACGCUACAAAGCCUCACAUGUCAACACCAUAUGGAGCCCCCAUGCUAAGUGCUGGGGUUCAUGGAAUGAUACCCAAUAUACCCCCAAAACCUGAGCUUCUUGCCGUUUUAUGGUGAUGAGAUUGCGUCUACAUACGUACACACAACACAAUUAAAUUACUUACCGUUGUUUAGAAGAACGUUGUUUAGAAGAACGUUGUUUAUCACCUAGCUAUUGGUUAUAACUACGGUAGAAGUUCUAUAAAUUAAUAAUAGAUAAAUUAAUA
Brassica oleracea var. oleracea is the source of this 1244-nucleotide messenger RNA. RefSeq lists its product as uncharacterized. Bases 51 to 1073 code for a protein of 340 amino acids. NCBI's taxonomy places the organism in Eukaryota, Viridiplantae, Streptophyta, Magnoliopsida, Brassicales, Brassicaceae. The record is from RefSeq and is a predicted model, not a curated record. The transcript is spliced from 3 exons.